Molecule: messenger RNA, 1758 nt
Organism: Brachypodium distachyon (stiff brome)
Lineage: Eukaryota; Viridiplantae; Streptophyta; Magnoliopsida; Poales; Poaceae
Exons: 2
Coding region: 163-1617 (484 amino acids)
Source: RefSeq, a predicted model, not a curated record
UAAGCAGGGGAGGAGGUUUCCGUUGGAUUGUCUUCAUUGACCCUAAGCGGAAGUUAUUAACAUGGAGAAGUAUAUAUAUAUCGGAAAGUAUCUAAACAGACGCCAUGGGCGUGAUCUAGCUACCCUCUACCACCACCAACAACCAAGCUCUCAUCUGCAGCCAUGAAGCCGGGCGCCAUCGUCUCCGGCGUCGACGAGGAGCACCACCACCGCCGCCCUUGGCCGGUCGUCGUCCACCGCCGCGGCCGCGUGGCCGCCGUGCUGGCCCCGCUGCUGCUCUUCCUCGCCGCCGCGCUCUCCUUCCCCAACUCCUCCUCCCUCCUCCGCCCGCUCCCUCCCCCUUCGGCUACUCCUUCUUCUUCUUCUUCUUCUUCUUCUUCUUCUCCGACGACGGCGGCUGAUCCUGGCGGCGGGCGGGUGGCGGUGUGCUUGGUGGGCGGCGCGCGGCGGUUCGAGCUGACGGGGCCGUCGAUCGCGCGCCACGUGCUGAAGCCGCUCUCGCCGGUGGACGUGUUCCUGCACUGCCCGCUGGACGGCGACGCGUACAAGCUCUCGCUCCUCGGGCGCGGCGGGGGCAAUGGGGCGACGGUGGCCGGCGUGAGGGUGUUUACGCCGGAGCCGGUGGAGGAGACCCCGGAACGGGCACGCGUGCUCACCGCCCACAACUCGCCAAACGGCAUCCAGGGUCUUCUGCAGUACUUCCAGCUGGUGGAGGGGUGCCUGGACAUGAUCCGGGAGCGCGAAUCCCGAGGCAACUUCACCUACGCCUCGAUCCUCCGCACCCGCGUCGACGGCUUCUGGACCGCGCCGCUCGACGCCGCCGCCGCUGACGAUGACAGCAGCAACAGCAACAACAACGGCUCCUCUUACUACGUCGUCCCGGGGGGGUCGGCGUUCGGGGGCCUCAACGACCGGCUGGGCUUCGGGUCCCGCGCCGCCUCGAAUGCCGCGCUGUCGCGGGUCUCCAUGCUGCCACUCCUCGACGCUGCCGGCCGUCGGGAGCUCAACUCGGAGGCGGUGUUCCGGGCGCAGCUCAACCUCACCGGCGUCGCCGCUGUCGAGCGGCGGAUGCCCUUCUGUGUGCUCUCCGACCGCCGCUACGCGUUCCCGCCGACGGCCGGGUACGGCGUGCCCGUCGCGUCCAUCGGCAGCAAGGGCCCGCUCAGCGGGGCCAAGUGCCGCCCGUGCCGCCGCCCCGUAAGCCCUUGCCCCGCCACUGCCAGAGAUGAGGACGAUGAGGAGGAGUGUCCGGUGAUGGAUGGCCUGGAGAGAGGGUGGGGGUGGACGGAGUGGCGGCCGAGCGGGACGGUGGAACUGUGCGACGCGAGCGGGGGAUGGGAGGAAGGGUGGGAGGAGACGUUCGAUGAGGUCGCCGGUGCGGAGGCGGCAGAGGAGAGGCGGAGGGUGGCGGCGAUGGGGGUCGAGGAGUGCGUGGCAGAGAUGGAGGCGUUUCGGGCCAGGGCCUUGCAAUGGGACGCGCCGAGCCCCGACGAGAUCUGCCGUCUGGGGCUCGGCGGGUCCAAGCCGGCGUCGAACCGCCGCCUCGGCCCUUCUACUCCAUCGACAUCUUCUUCUUCUUCUUCUUCUUCUUUGGAGACAGCGGCAAAGAACAACUAGCUAGAUAAUUAAUCAUCCAUCGAGCAGUUAGCCUGACAGUUUUUUUGAACUGAUCAUUGUACAGAAUAUAUACGGAUCAUUGUACAGAAUUUAUACCGAUUUUUAGCGAUCAGUGAAGAAAUAUAUGGUCAGUAUAUACAA